AUGGUGAAUUCACGCAAUGUCACCAUCGUGCAUCUCUACGAGCGAAAAGGGAAUCGCCAAGUCUGCAAAAAUCACCGUAGCAUCUCCUUGCUGAACAUCGCCGGGAAGAUCUUCGCUCGCAUCCUCCUCAAUCGCCUCAAUAACCCUCUCGAACAGGGCCUUCUGCCGGAAAGCCAGUGCGGCUUCCGCCGACAUCGCGGGACCACGGACAUGAUCUUCGCCGCCCGUCAGCUUCAAAAGAAGUGCCAGGAGAUGCGGACCACCUGUACUCUACCUUCGUGGACCUGA
Spirometra erinaceieuropaei is the source of this 288-nucleotide messenger RNA. The record is from the annotation of a GenBank genome assembly. NCBI's taxonomy places the organism in Eukaryota, Metazoa, Platyhelminthes, Cestoda, Diphyllobothriidea, Diphyllobothriidae.